Molecule: messenger RNA, 1682 nt
Organism: Habropoda laboriosa
Lineage: Eukaryota; Metazoa; Arthropoda; Insecta; Hymenoptera; Apidae
Gene: Nfs1
Product: probable cysteine desulfurase, mitochondrial
Exons: 10
Coding region: 1-1353 (450 amino acids)
Biological process (GO): [2Fe-2S] cluster assembly
Cellular component (GO): mitochondrion; cytosol; nucleus
Molecular function (GO): cysteine desulfurase activity; pyridoxal phosphate binding
Source: RefSeq, a predicted model, not a curated record
AUGUUCCGGCCGGCGAGAACUUUAUUAUCUACGUUAAAUCGUGUCAAAGAAUGCCGUGCAGUACACGUUGCUAGUCAGAAUUUAGCGGAAAUUACAGAAUAUGAAUCUGUCAUUUCGGACGAGUACAAAAGAGGACCUGCAGAAGGCAGGGCCCUUUAUUUGGAUGCUCAAGCCACUACUCCACUGGACCCACGAGUACUAGAUAAAAUGAUGCCUUAUUUAACAUCACUGUAUGGAAAUCCACAUUCCAGAACCCAUAUGUAUGGGUGGGAAACAGAAGCUGCUGUAGAAGUUGCUAGAAAACAAGUAGCAAAUUUAAUUGGUGCUGAUAGCAAGGAAAUUAUAUUUACAUCUGGUGCAACAGAAUGUAAUAAUAUAGCAGUAAAAGGUAUAGCAAGGUUCUACAAAGGAAAAAAGAAUCAUAUUGUGACAACCCAGAUAGAGCACAAAUGUGUAUUAGAUUCCUGUAGAGCCUUGCAGGCAGAAGGCUUUGAAGUAACUUAUAUUCCAGUAAAUCCAAAAGGCCUUAUUGAUAUAAAUCAACUAGAAGAUGCAAUUAAACCAACUACUUCUUUAGUUUCUGUUAUGAUGGUAAAUAAUGAAAUUGGUGUGCAACAGCCUAUUGCAGAAAUUGGUGCUAUUUGUAGGAAGAAGAAGGUGUUCUUUCACACAGAUGCAGCUCAAGCAAUUGGCAAAAUUCCAAUUGAUGUUAAUGCUAUGAAUAUUGACUUAAUGUCUAUUAGUAGUCACAAACUAUAUGGUCCAAAAGGAGUUGGAGCUUUAUUUGUGAGGAGAAGACCAAGGGUACGUGUAGAACCAAUUCAAAGUGGUGGUGGCCAAGAAAGGGGUAUGAGGAGUGGUACUGUUCCAACAGCUUUAGCAGUAGGUCUAGGAGCAGCUUGUAAUUUGGCACAAACAGAAAUGGAGUAUGAUCAUAAAUAUAUCACAAUGCUUUCGAAUCAUUUGAUCGAUAAAAUAAUGACAAAUUUGCCACACGUUAUACGAAACGGAGAUGAAGUAGCUUGGUAUCCUGGAUGUGUGAAUUUAUCCUUUGCAUAUGUAGAAGGUGAAUCUUUAUUAAUGGCCUUAAAAAAUAUUGCUUUGAGCAGCGGUUCUGCUUGUACUAGCGCAAGUUUAGAGCCUAGUUACGUAUUAAGGGCAAUUGGAACAUCAGAAGAUCUCGCACAUUCCAGUAUUAGAUUUGGUAUUGGUCGUUUUACAACUCUCGAAGAGGUUGAUUAUACUGCUGAACAUACGAUUCGGCAUGUUAAAAGACUUCGAGAAAUGAGUCCAUUAUGGGAAAUGGUUCAAGAGGGAAUUGAUUUGAAAACUAUCAAAUGGACUCAGCACUAGUGGCUUUUUGCCAUAUAUCCUUAACUAUUUCAUUAUGUAGAUAGUGUGGAUUAAAUGAUACUGACCGUAAGUCACAGAAAUAGAUGAAGCCUAAUUAAGUAAAAUCGUUUUCAUUGUGUAAUAAAUGUUUAUUUAAAAUCAGUUGCUUUGGCAAUUUUUAGGUCUGACUAUAAUUGUAUAUCAAUUUUUUAUGAAUAUUCCCCCAGUCCCCUCAUUUUUUACCUUAUGAUACUUUCCCUCAUAGGAAAGUGUCAUUACAACUAUUUGAUAUAAAAAGAUACCUUAAUUCUUCACACCUUAUAAUUGUGUGUUAAGUAGUUUCAAGUUAU